This is a messenger RNA of Naegleria fowleri, 4452 nucleotides long. RefSeq lists its product as uncharacterized. NCBI's taxonomy places the organism in Eukaryota, Heterolobosea, Eutetramitea, Acrasida, Naegleriidae. The record is from RefSeq and is a predicted model, not a curated record. Bases 1 to 4452 code for a protein of 1483 amino acids. The transcript is spliced from 8 exons.
AUGUCCACGGACAGUAACAUCAAUUCUCAGCAAGCACCGACGAGAGCCCCGGACGUUUUUAAAAUUGGAAAAACAGAAUAUGUUAGAUUCAAGGAGACCUACUUUUAUCCACGACCCUACCGAACUGAUAGAACUAAAAUUUAUCAAGAAAAGGAGGAUCCACGAACGGGAAAGUUAGCCUAUUUUCAUUGGGGAUCCAAACAAUUCCUUGCGAGUUAUUUGGAUUUUCCUGAUUAUGUUACGUUGGAGGAGCAGAACGAAUCAACAACGGCCAAUACUACAGGCACCUCCUUAGCAUCAACAACAACAUAUGAUGCUUCAUCAUCAACUCCACCCUCAACACCCGUAACACCCCCAACACAUUCCAUACCGCCAACAACUCCACAACAACCUAACACUAGUUCAAUCCCUCAACAAGUCAAAGACGAAAAGAAGGAUGCUUCAUCACCAUCAUCCUCUGACUCAAUCAACAACAAGAGCACAAAACCUCAAGAUCAAGCUUCUUCCAAGGGCAGCGUAGUACCAACACAACAAAUCCCUGCCUCUCCAACCACAGCGGAGAAAAACAAGGAUGUUCCCUCCCCUACUCAACAAUCAAUCACAACUACGGAGCAGCAAGGAAAAGAGUCCACCGUUAUCACUUCGAAUGGUACCUCUGAAGAAAAGAGUCCACAAAAAGUGGUUAAACAAUCCGAUGAGGACUCUCCAGAGAGUAGAUCAACAGAGUCGGAUGCAUCCAAAUUGAAGAAGGUAACCAUUGUAGAAGAUAAUGAGAAGGUCAAGAAGAAGGCUGCCACAAUGGUCAGCAGCCCAACAACCCCCACGACACCAGAACAAAAGAAAUCAAUGACAACGAUUCAGGGUAACUCUGGAACUUCGUCUCAAGAGGAUUUCAAAGACUUUACUUCUGGAAAGAGAUUGUCAUUCAUUGGCAAAAAGAAUUUGAGCUCAAAACAAAACUACUCCAAGAAGGAUUUAGCAAGAACAGAAUUUGAUGAUCAAAUUGAGGAUGAGUUGUUUGUGCUUCCUGGAAGAGGAGAGGUGCAUGUUCACACAGCUUUCAAAGCCAGUCUUUUUGUUUCACCCAAAACUAAGAAGGAUCGAAUUGUAAUUUUAGCACGAGAUUUUGUUGGAGCUUUCUGCUUGUUCAUUGCCGGGCAAGAUGGUAAAUCUAAGAAAAAUAUAAUCUUAAAUGCCUUACCAUUGAUUGACUUCUUUGAUAUUAAUGAUGAGAAAGAUUCCAAGUUUAUUCUCAUUAUUGAUGGUGUUGAGCUUAUUCUUCAAGCAAAUGCAAUAAGCAAGGAAAGGCUAAAGGUUGGACUGGAACUGGCCUACAAUGAAAUUGAAAGCAAAAAAGAAAUUGACUUGCACUAUUACCGCCUCGCAUCAGUUGAGUUUGCAAAUUCCUACUACAAACCAAUCACUGAAAAUACUGGACCAGCAGUCGUAAAAUCCAUCAUCGAGGCUGAUCCAUUUGAAACUGUGGACGAGAGCAUCCAAGAAACAACAGAUACAUUUGUUGUCAGCAAAUAUGAGCAGGGCUUGAGAUACUUGCACAUUGUCUCAAGAAAUUCGUUUGAAAGAGAUGCAGCUUUGCAAGAAGUGUUGUCAUAUAUUGAGAAAAAUUUGAAGAAAAUGGACAAAACAAUGCUCGAAAAAUGUUUUCGUGUUUUGGAAAUUAUUUUCAAGAAUCCAACAACAACUGAAAAGCCGGAAUUGAGAAAUACUUUCCUUAAAUUAAUGCAUGAUAUUAAGCAAUCAAAGAAAACCAAUGACGAAUCAAUUGAUGAAAUUGUAAAGUUAGGAAAUUUGAGCUUUAAAGCGAUUGAAUAUUGGAGAUCUAGAGCCAAGCUCAAAGAAGUUCCCUUUGGCGAAGAUUUCCAACCUGUGUCGCAAAAGCUGAAAGCAAAAAAAGAGGUACAACAAGAGAAGUUAAUGAGAGAAUCAAUUAUCCAGAAAAAAUUACCUUCAGGUGUUUUUUUGGGCGUAUUAUUUUUUACUAGGAGUGGUGAAAUUUUGUCAGAUCGUAACGACAAUUUGCCAUCUGUCAAAUUGGAAAGAUUAAUGUAUCAUAUUGAGGCCUCCAAACGACUCGACCAUCCUGAUUGGCAAUGGUUAAUGCGCCAAAGUCAACACUCUUUCUCGAAUUCUAUUCUUGAGCUGGUUCCUUCCUUAUCGAAUCCUCAAGUUGUGAUGGAUGUAUUUAGAACAGAAUUUCUUAGAGGAUUUAACGACCUCUAUCGAGCCAUUAAUCAAUCAACCAAGCCCAGUACUGACCUUGGAGUGCUGCUAGAUAAGGUUGUUACUAUGAAGGGUCAAAAUAUUUUGUACUACCUCAUGGUUAAGCAAGUCGAAGAUGAAAAAUUCGAGGUUCCCAACGGAUACAAGUGGGACAAUGCCGUAGACUUUGAAUAUAGACAAUAUCAAAAGUACGAAAAUUUAGAUGAUUCAUUUGUUAUCGAUAAAUUAGAGAGCCACUAUAAUGGAUCUCGAUGGGUCAAUAAUGCAAUAGAUUAUUACAGAGCUAUAACCUCUAAAACAUAUAAUGAAGGAUUGUGGAUGGGGUAUUUCAAUUUUAAACUGGAUUCAAAUGGCUCGUAUCAGAUCAUUGUUGAGGACAAAUGCAGAUUUAUGAUUCCUUCUGUCAAAAUAGCCGACAAGUUCGAUGCUAAAAAGCUCAAAGAUUUAAUGACAGCAGGUAUCGACUCUAUUCGCUCUCUAGAAGGUGUUGUUACUGAGGAAACUCCCGAUUAUCAAUGUGACACUUUCGAAAAACAAAUAUUCAGGGCUCAAUUUCAACUAAAGAAGAAAAUUGGCAAGGACACCUUGGGUCAUUUAUACAAGAAUGAAGUAAUUGAGCUGGGAGACAAAACAAAAAUGGUCGUCUUCAUAGAUACAGAUUCGAACUUCAAUAUCAGCAACGACUUGCACAGAUUUUUAUGGAGAGAUGAGGUUUCGUUUGAAGCUCUUCACAUUGGAAUGUUCCAUCCUGUUCUCCUCGAUCAAUAUAUGAAUACCAUUCGCAAGCAAUUGUCUUUUGAUAAUACCAUAUUCAAUGACAGCUCUACCUCUACUGAUGAAUAUUUAAGGAGAAAGAAUGUGGUUAACAAUAAUAGACUAAAGGAAAUGAUACGAGCAGAAGAAGCUAUAUCGUUAAUACGGUGGCCCUAUCGAGUUAUCUCAUGCUACUUGGCAACCGCUCAAUCAAAACAACAAAUUGUGGAAAUUGUAUCAAAUGGUCGAACGUAUGCCAAGUUGAUAUAUGACCAAACAAUUGGAAAAAAGAAAUCUUUCAAAGAGUUCAAGAAUGAGCUGUUCAAGACCCAGGACUCUCAAGAAGUAGAGGCAAAGAAACAGAAAUAUCUUGUCAUGCAAAAUUUGAAAAACAAUGAGCAAGAAGAUUUGGAACGCUCCACCUGUUCUGUGUAUGAUGUGGAAGUAAAUAUUGAAGAUGUCUGUGACGUGGACUGCCUUGUAUUGGGACCCACUAAGGAAGAAUUGCUUCAAAUAAUGGUUGAAGAAGAGGUACAAAUGAGUAUCAUCGAACAUGUAGAUAGGAUGGAGUUGGAAGCCAUUAAGAACACAUUGGAUGAUGUAAUUUCAAUCAUUGAGGUUACCACAGAUUUGGUUGAUUAUGCCAUGUUUGAAGAACGGCUGAGGGUGUCGAAACAAGCUCUGAAAGAUGAAAGACUUGACUAUUUACAGUCCGUUUUUUCUGGUGUCAAAGUUGAAAGAGAACAAACAUCUUUGUUCAUCGACAUGGAGGAGGCAACAUAUGACCAUCUGUACCGAAGUUCGAUACAAGCAUUUGAUGGCUUGCUAACUCAAUCUUUUAAGCUACUAUCAGCAAUUGACAAGACUCAAACAAUGAUUGAUCUAGCAGAAACUAUGUAUAUCCACAACUUGAACGUUGAAAAACAACAAAAAGUGUUGAGAUCCAUUCAGAAAAUUCAGGACAAACAAAUUGAGAUGAAUAUUGCUUCGCAAGGAGGAAGGGAGAGCACUACUGCUAACCUCUCCAAAACUGGCAGUCAUCACAAUCUACUCCAAAGAGCAAGUAUCAACAUGGAUGAAGAAAGACUUCGAAUCAUGCUUGAAGAAGAAGAGCAAAAGAGAAGUGAGAGUGUCGAAAAGAAGAUGAAAAAGUUUGUGAAACGCGCCAUGGGUUAUCAAUCGUUUUCUCUUCCAUGUGGGCCUGGCGAUUUGAGUGUUCAGCCAAAACCUGUUGCAUUGAAUCAGUCUGCAAAACCAAGCACUACCUCUUCUUCGACUGCAAACAACACAGCAAAAAAGAAACCAUCAACCAAAGUUCCAGCUACCAGCACACUUGGUACAAAUGCAUCCCUAAUUAACAAGCUUCUUGAUCAAUCAAUGUCAGCUUCAAAAGCAAAGUCCAUUCUUGCCAAGUUAAAGGUGGACUCUCGAUCAACCAACAACACAGCACAUAAAUAA